AUGUCUGCGAUGAUCCCUGCGCUCCAGGAACUAGCCAGUGCGAGUGCAGAAGGAUAUGAACAGACGGUACAGAAGCCUCGUCAAAUCCUCUGUCAGUUCAUUGACAGGAUUCUGACUGAUGUGGACGUAGUUGCUUUGGGACUCAGUAAAAAGUCCAGUUCAGAGCCGGCCUGUGUGAUGCUGCUGCACUUUGUCCAACACAUCAUCAAAUCUUCGUCCCUCAUGUUUGCCAAUCCUGCCUGCCAGCCUGCCGACUACCCAGAAGCCACUCAGAGCAGUACUGACUUCAGCAAGUGGGUGCUGGUCCGAAUGCUUCGUGUGGCUGCGUCUCCAGACUGUGAAGUCAUCCACGACCGGAUCUGUAACGUCCUCAACCUUUUACUGCACACUUUACGUGUCCGUGCACCACUCAUCUACAGCCGCCUCACCAAGGAACUCAUUUCAUUACUCCAUCACCUCAGCAACAUCAUCCAUGACCAUCUUCUGACUCUGGCGGGACAAGGACACAUUCUGGGAGUGAAUUCUCGCUGCCAGUGGCCAGUCACUUUGGAUAGCCUAAAUAUUCCAAGUGCCUUCUGCUACCUCACUCCUUCUCCUCUUGUGCUAAGGCAAAAAGUCUGUGAUGUUUGCAAGACAUUGGUCCAAACUGUUGGGAGUGGCAACCAAGCUGAGUGUGCAGAGGGCUUCCUCAGAGCUGCUCUUAAAGCUCAGACUGUGCGAGUGAUGCAGGAGUCAAAAGAUGAGGAUCCUCCAGCGAAAAAGGCAAAAAUGACCAAAUCUGUGAAGGCAAAAAUAGCCAUAGACAUGCGCAUUCGCAAUGAGGUUUGGGCUGUCGUCAACGGCCGUCUGGAGGAGCUGCUAAGCUUCCUGAACUCUACCUCCCACCGAGCUGAAAAUCCAGAACUCGUCUCUGCCAUCGAGGGCCUGUCGCUAAUGCUGCAUUUAGCUACGCUCUGUUCCUCACCUACAUGUUUGGCAGCGUCGCCGAUCUGGGUGACCACCGAGACUCUUGGCAGAGCUCUGAAUACUUGUAAGUCGCUGUUGGACGGUGGUGGAAAACCUGUAGAAAACCAGAAUUACCAUCAGUCUGUGCUCCAGGCCACUAUUGGUAUCCUGGAUUCUGCCAUCUUCCUAACAAUAAACAGUCCAAGUGAGGAUGGACUUCAACGCAGGGUUUGUGGCCUGCUGUCUCUGCCCUGGGUGAACGACCACAAGUCUGCUUCAGCGUUCAGGGCUGCUGCUUUUCCGUCGUGGCUUUCUGGUCUGGCGCUAAGAUUAACAUUUUGUAACACCCCUGAAGUUCAAGUUGGUUGCAUUUCUCUGCUAGCCCUACUCCGCCAGGGCGUAUGUGAAUCGUGGCGAGCGUUGGUGUUUUCAAACGCAUUAAAAAGUAAAGAAGAUUCAGUGAGAGCUGCAGCAGUCAAGGCUUUUCCUUUGUUAUUGCAUCACCUGGGAAGAACUCAUCACAGCCUCAUCAACUCUACUCUCCUUCUUCGGUUGGAUGACAGUUCGGUCCAAGUGAAGCAGGAGCUCUGCAGGAUCGUCGGUCACUUGAGCUGUAUCCAGUCUGAAGUCUCUGAACUGAGCGAUACAAACGUGGAACCUCAGUGUCUUUCUUCAUCUGUCUGCCAUCGACUUUGUCUCGCAACCAAACAUACAGAAAACACCACACUUCUGAAUGCCUCUUUUGUACAACCAUUUCUACCUCUCCUCGAACAGUACAUUCCAAGCAGCAUCAAACUAGCUUUUUUGGAAGCCCUGCCUCAUCUGUGCCAGCACGUCAGCCUUUCCAGUGGAGACAGCGAUUCGAGGGCUGCAGCGAGCGCUUUGGUCGGACUGAUGGAAGACCCCGAUCCAGCGGUCAGGGCUUCGUUUGGCCAGUCGGUGCGCUUCCUGCUGACUGAGAAUGGACAAGUCGCUGAGCAGAACUCUCUAAGUGAACUCUUGGUCGCUUGUCUAAAGGAAGGUUUCAACAACGCCAAGUUAAAACGAGACGACGAUCUGCGCAACACCCUCAUCCUUACAACUGGGGAGAUUGGCCGAGCCUCUCAGGGAAGUUUGGUGUCUUUCUCUCUCCUGCGGCUGCUUCAUUGUCUCUUGUCAAAGUCGUCUCCUGUGUCUGUGGCUGCGUACACUCAGAUCAGAGCACUGGCUUCUGCAAAAGGAAUCAAGCUGCAAACACUGUUCAGCCAAUACAAGUAUCCCAUCUGCCAGUUCCUGGUUGAGUCUCUGCACUCUCGUCACUCCUCAGCAUUGCGCAGCACUCCAGAUCAAAGCAGUGAAUCGGCCAAUCAGAGGGAGCUGGCCCUGGACAUCUUGGCCCAGAUCGCUCACGCUUUUGACUUCCCUGACCUCCACCGCUUCCUCACUCGAACACUUCAAGUGCUGCUUCCGUACCUUGCGGCCAAAGCGAGUUCCACAGGCUCCGCCCUCAUUCGGACUCUAGCCAACGAGCUGAAGGCAAACAGGAGAGAGAUCCUCAUCAAUAACUUUAAAUACAUUUUCAGUCAUUUGGUUUGUUCAUGCACCAAAGAGGAGCUGGAGCGGGCAUUCCACUAUCUGCAGAGUGAAACAGAAAUUGAACUUGGUUCUCUUCUGCGGCAAGAUUUCCAAGGACUUCACAAUGAGCUGCUGCUUCGUCUGGGAGAGCAUUAUCAACAGGUCUUCAACGGUCUGGCAAUCCUGGCAUCAUUUGCUUCCAAUGAUGACCCAUACCAAGGUCCUCGUGACAUCACAACAUCAGAGCGGAUGGCCAAUUACCUGCAACCAAAGCUGUUGGGGAUUCUUGCCUUUUUCAACAUGCAGCUCCUCAGCUCCAGCGCAGGAGAGAAGGAUCGCAAAAAGAUGGCUCUGACCAGUGUGAUGGCUCUGAUGAAGUUGAUGGGUUCCAAACACAUCAGCUCCGUCCGGGUCAAGAUGAUGACCACACUGCGGACUGGACUGCGCUACAGAGACGACUUCCCUUUGCUCUGCUGCCAAUCGUGGGAUUGUUUUGUCAGAAGUGUGGAGCCUGCUCAUCUCGGACCCCUCCUUAGUCACGUCAUCGUUGCACUCCUGCCACUUAUUCCCAUUCAGCCCAAAGAAACUGCUGCUAUCAUACGAUUCCUCAUACUCGAAAACCGAGAGGAGGUCAAUGACUUCUUACAUGAGAUUUACUUCCUUCCUGAACAUCCGGAGCUCAAAGAUAUUCACACUGUGCUGCAGAACUACAAAAAGCUGACGGCGAGUCGCAGUGACCUGGCGGCGGCGCUGCAGCUCUCCAUGAGGGCCGUUCAACAUGAAAAUGUGGACGUCCGGAUCCACGCUCUGACCAGCCUCAAGGACAUGAUGCACAGCAAACAGGAGUGGCUACUGCGGCAGGUGUGUGCCAGUGAAGCCGUGGAGCCGGUGAUCUCCAGCCUGGUGGCAGUGCUGCUCAGGGGCUGCCAGGACUCCUCCCCAGAAGCCAGGCUCCUAUGUGGGGAGUGUCUGGGAGAACUGGGGGCUGUAGACCCUGGAAGACUGGACCUGUCCCAAAGCCACAACAACGGAGACCGCAACAAAUUUGUGAGUGGAGUGGACGAACCUAACUUUGCCUACGACUUGCUCACUGAACUAAUCCGGACGUUUUUAGCUUAUGCCGAUAAUGUGAGAGCUCAGGACUCUGCUGCUUAUGCCAUUCAGGAGCUCCUGUCUAUCUUUGAGUGCCGUGAGGGCCGCACUGACAACCCAGGACGCCGGUUGUGGAGGAGGUUUCCAGAACACAUGCAGGAAAUACUUGAACCUCAUCUCAGCAGCAGAUAUAAGAGCAGCCAGAAAGAGGUGAACUGGUCAAAACUCAAAAAGCCCAUUUACCUCAGCAACAGAGGCAGCAAAUUUUCUGACUGGGCGGCCACCUGGGCAGGUUUUCUUAUCAGCAAAGUGAGACACGAGUUAGCUGGAAAGGUGUUCAGCUGCUGUAGUUUCAUCGUCAAGCACGAUUAUAAAGUUACCAUUUACCUGCUACCUCAUAUCCUGCUGUACAUGCUGCAAAACUGCACCCCCGAGGAGCAACAGGAGGUGACAGAGGAGAUGCUGGCCGUGUUGAUGGAGGGUGAUGGUCGUGGAGAAAAUCAGAACCAGGAAAAUGCCUCGAGUCUGUCACAGCUCAGCACACAGACGGUCUUCAGCAUGUUGUCUCACCUCACACAGUGGAGCCGCCACGUGCUCUACGCCAAAUCCAAACACAACGAGAGUGGGGAGUAUCAGCGUGUAGUGGCUUUCCUGAAGGCCAUCCCUCAAGACGUUUUGGCCAAAGCUUCGCUCAGAUCAAAAGCCUACACUCGCGCCGUCAUGCAUUUUGAGGCAUUCAUCCUGGAAAACAAGGAGAACGUCCAAGACCACCUCUCUUUUCUACAGACCCUGUAUGCUGCGAUGCACGAACCGGACGGUGUCAGAGGAGUGAACGCGCUCAGGAGAGAGGAGCCGUCUUUACGUGAGCAGAUCCUGGAGCACGAGAGCAUCGGGCUUUUGAGAGACGCCACAGCCUGCUACGACCGCGCCAUUCAACUGGAGUCUGACCAGAUUGGUCACUACCAUGGUGUGAUGACGUCUAUGCUUGGCCUUGGACAGCUGUCUACUGUUAUUACUCAAGUGAAUGGUGUAUUGGCAAAUAGACCUCAGUGGAAGUCAGACCUGAACACUUACAGAGUGGAAGCUGCCUGGAAGCUUGGGAAGUGGGAGCAGCUUGAAGACUACCUGGAAUCAGAUUGUCCAUCCAGCACAUGGGGAGUGCGUCUGGGUCAGUUGUUGUUGGCAGCGAAUAAACAAGACAAUGAGACGUUUUAUGAGAAACUGAAGCUGGUGAGAAAGGAGCAGGUUGUGCCUCUUUCUGCGGCGAGCUACGAGUGUGGGACGUAUCAGCGAGGAUACGAGUACAUUAUCAGGUUACAUAUGCUCAGUGAGUUGGAGCAUGCUUUCACUGACCUGCAGAAACAGAAGUCUAGUCCUAAAAGCCCUCAGCUUCCUCUGCACUGGUCUGAGAGGCUGGAGAUGACCCAGAACUCCUUUAGGGCCAAAGAACCAAUCCUGGCUCUUCGGCGCGCUCUUCUCAGUCUGAGACCAGAAUUGGGCUGUAAGGAGCUGAUUGGAGAGUGUUGGUUGCAAAGUGCUCGAGUGGCCAGAAAAGGAGGGCAGCACCAGGCGGCCUUCAACGCUCUCCUGAACGCAGAAAACACACAUCUGGCUGAGCUGGUCACAGAGAAGGCCAAGUGGCUCGGCUCUAAGGGCGACAUACAUCAGGCACUGAUCGUGUUACAAAAAGGUGUGGAGCAGUGUUUUCCAGAGGAUCUCAUCCUCACAGACUCUCGCAGCUUACAGACCAAAGCGAAGGCCAUGCUGCUGGUGGGACACUUCAUGGAGGAGACCGCCAACUUUGAGUCCAAUGCCAUUAUGAAAGUGUACAAGGAUGUUACAAAUCUUCUUCCCGAAUGGGAAGACGGUAACUUUUACCUGGCAAAAUACUACGAUAAAGUGAUGCCAAUGGUGACUGACAACAAACUGGAAAAACAGGGCAACCUCAUACGAUAUAUUGUUACAUACUGUGGAAAAGCUUUGCAGUAUGGAAAUCAGUACAUUUACCAAGCUAUGCCUCGGAUGUUAUCUCUGUGGCUUGACUUUGGAGCCAAAGUUUGUGAGUGUGAAAAAGCUGGCCGAGCGGACAGACAGAUGCGUCAGGAGAUGUCUAAAAUUAACUCUGUAAUGAGCGAGCACUGUGAAAACUUGGCCCCUUACCAGUUCCUUUCAGCCUUUUCUCAGCUGAUAUCCAGAGUCUGUCAUUCCAGCGAUGAAGUUUUCCAUGUCCUCAUGGCCAUCGUUGCAAAGGUCUUCAACACAUACCCACAGCAGGCCAUGUGGUUGAUGACAGCGGUGUCCAAGUCUUCCUACCCAAUGCGUAUGAACCGCUGUAAUCAAAUCUUGAAAAGGGCCAUCAGUCUUAAACAGUCCCUCGAUAAGUUUAUCGGCGAUGCCACAAGACUGACCGAUAAAUUGCUGGAGCUUUGCAACAAACCGGUGGACGGUAACAGCUCCACCCUGAGCAUAAGUGUCCAUUUCAAACAGCUGAAACGACUUGUGGAGGAGCCCACGUUCAGCCAGAUCCUCAUCCCCCUGCAGUCUGUGCUCAUCCCAACACUGCCCUCUACUGGUGGGGCCAACACAAAUCAUGACGCUUUCCCCGGACACUGGGCUUACCUGGAUGGAUUUGAGGACUCUGUGGAAAUCCUAGCAUCUUUGCAGAAACCUAAGAAGAUAAGUCUGAAUGGCUCAGAUGGCAGGAGCUAUACAAUGAUGUGCAAACCCAAAGAUGACCUGAGGAAAGACUGCAGACUGAUGGAGUUCAACUGCCUCAUCAAUAAGUGCCUUCGUAAAGAUGCCGAGUCCAGACGGAGGGAGCUGCACAUUCGAACAUACGCUGUGAUUCCCCUGAAUGAAGAGUGUGGCAUUAUCGAAUGGGUCAACAACACCGCUGGACUACGCCACAUCCUUACCAAACUGUACAAGGAGAGAGGGAUCUACCUGUCAGGCAAAGAGCUCCGGAAACUCAUUCUUCCAAAGACGGCUCCAUUUGAGGAGAAGCUAAGAAUGCAUAAAGAUGUGCUGUGUGCGCGCCAUCCUCCGGUGUUUCACGAGUGGUUUCUACGCACUUUCCCAGACCCCACUUCAUGGUACAGUAGCCGCUCUUCUUAUUGCCGCUCCACCGCUGUGAUGUCAAUGGUGGGCUACAUUCUGGGUUUGGGCGAUCGUCACGGUGAAAACAUCCUCUUUGACUCUUUCACUGGAGAAUGUGUCCAUGUGGAUUUUAACUGCCUCUUCAACAAGGGAGAGACAUUUGACGUGCCAGAAGUGGUUCCUUUCCGUUUGACCCAAAACAUGGUUCAUGCUAUGGGACCAAUGGGAGCAGAGGGGCUCUUCAGGCAAGCCUGUGAGGUCACCCUCAGGCUGAUGAGGGACCAGAGAGAGCCACUCAUGAGUGUGUUGAAGACAUUCCUUCAUGACCCUCUUGUUGAAUGGAGCAAACAAGGCAAAGGACUUUCCAAACCUCAACCCAACGAGACAGGAGAGAUUGUGAAUGAAAAGGCUAAAACCCAUGUGUGUGACAUCGAGCAGCGCCUGCAGGGAGUGAUUAAAAGCAGGAAUAAGGUUCUGGGUUUGCCUUUGUCCAUCGAGGGCCAUGUGCACUACCUCAUUCAGGAAGCAACGGACGACAAACUGCUGUGUCAGAUGUACCUGGGCUGGGGACCAUAUCUGUGA
This is a messenger RNA of Knipowitschia caucasica, 7269 nucleotides long. Lineage: Eukaryota; Metazoa; Chordata; Actinopteri; Gobiiformes; Gobiidae. The record is from the annotation of a GenBank genome assembly.